Messenger RNA from Linum trigynum, 741 nucleotides. The record is from the annotation of a GenBank genome assembly. Lineage: Eukaryota; Viridiplantae; Streptophyta; Magnoliopsida; Malpighiales; Linaceae.
UCCACCCUUGAUAAAUCACAUUCACAAACCCAACCCCAAACCGUGAUGGCUUCCCACAACCAGUGCCGCCUCCUCAUCGUCUCCAUUCUCGUCGUCUUAGCCGCAACAAUGGCAGCCGCCGACCACGAAUCAUCGUCGUCGACAAGUACAGUUCAUCACCAUCAUGUCGAUCCUCGCUGCACUUCUCCGGUCAUCCACAACAACAACGUCACUGAGACGACAAGGAAGCCACGGCAGCAGAGAGACAGGUACAUCAGCCGCGAAGCACUGAGGGCAAACAACGUUACACGCUGCGUGAAAGCCGACGAUUCCCACCACAAGAAGGAUCAUGUCGACGAUCAUGGCUGCAGUACUACUUCUCCGAGCGACAACAUCAAGAAGGCGAGGAAGAUACAACAUGGACUGGGAGACAUGAAGCUUAGAUACAAAGACCUGAGGAUAAAAAACAUACCCUGUGGGUGGAAGGGCAAUUCCUACUACGACUGUCGGUACCGCAAGAAGGUUAACCCUUACACCCGUGGCCGUGGUUGAUGAACAAUGGCUGAUCAGUAACGAGCAAAGAUGGAAGUUGAAUAAAAGGAUGAUAUAUGGAAUUAUGGUCGUAAUAAUGGAAUUGGGGAUGUAAUUAUUUCCUCUACUUAUGGGGGUUAUUAAUCUCUAAUGAUAAUUGUGCUUGGAUGGAUGUGUGUGUGAGCUCACUCUUUGUUGUGAAGUGGGAUGUAAUUAAUGUAAUUACCAUGU